CUUCCGUGUUUUUUGUUUGUUUCUUGUCUCUGUAAUGUACAUGUGGGUCUACUGGAGAGACUUAAUAAUAAACAGCAGGUCAGGCUGACCUGAGUGGUGGGUGUGGAACCUGUCAGUAUGGAACCUAGCAGUAUGGAACCUAGCAGUAUGGAACCUAGCAGUAUGGAACCUAGCAGUAUGGAACCUAGCAGUAUGGAACGGGGCAGUAUGGAACCUGUCAGUAUGGAACCUAGCAGUAUGGAACGGGGCAGUAUGGAACGGGGCAGUGUGGAACCUAGCAGUAUGGAACCUAGCAGUAUGGAACCUAGCAGUAUGGAACCUGGCAGUGUGGACAGUCUGAGGGAACCGACCAGUGUGCAACCAGGCAGCGGUAUGGAACCUGGCAGUAUGGAACGGGGCAGUAUGGAACGGGGCAGUAUGGAACGGGGCAGUAUGGAACCUAGCAGUAUGGAACGGGGCAGUAUGGAACGGGGCAGUGUGGAACCUGGCAGUGUGGACAGUCUGAGGGAACUGACCAGUGUGCAACCAGGCAGCGGUAUGGAACCUGGCAGUGUGGAACCGGCCAGAGGUGUGGAACCGGCCAGUGGUGUGGAACCGUCCAGAAGUGUGGAACCGUCCAGAGGUGUGGAACCCGCCAGUGUUGACAGUCUGAAGGUUCUGUAUCAGAGCUGUGACUACAUCAUAGUGGAUAAGCACUGGGACAUCCGCAUCGACAGCAAGAUGUGGUACGAGAAACACACGGUCCAGAAACAGUUGGGACUCCGCUUCCCUGAGCUGGCCGACCCCGGGACAUACUAUGGAUUCAGGUUCUGUCACCAACUGGACUACUCCACCAGUGGGGUUCUGUGUGUGGCUCUGAACAAGGCUGCUGCUGGCCGGGUCUACCACUGUUUUAAAGACCGCAGAGCUACCAAGGUUUACCUAGCACUGGUGAGAGGCUGGGUAGAGGAGGAGAAGAUAACUGUAGACUUCUCCAUCGGAGAAAACACCACAGAGGGAAGAACACACAUGAUGUGUAUCCAAGGAACAGACGGUUGUGAGAACCCCAAGCCCUGUCAGUCUCAGCUCACCGUGUUGGAGUACGGAGAUUAUGAUGGAGACCCUGUUACCAAGGUGGUGCUGCAGCCUCUCACAGGUCGUACCCACCAGCUGAGGGUUCACUGUGAGGCGGUAGGGCACCCCAUCGUAGGAGACUACACCUACAGCCUGGGAGAGGACAGCGCCCCCUAUCGCAUGAUGCUGCACGCACACCUCCUACACCUCCCCCUGGAGCCACUCCCCCUGCAGGCCGCCGCCCCCGACCCCUUCACCACGCCCACUGACCCCCGCUGGCGCCCGCAGCGCCGCCUCCGGACUGUAGAGGGAGUCGUGGAGACCCUGCUGGAGCACAGGGCGGCGGAGGAGAGGACAGAGCGGGAGGAGAAGAAGAGACAGCAGGAGGAGAGGAGGAGGCAGCAGGAGGAGAGGAGGAAGAGGUGGAGGGGGAGAGAGGAGAGUGAGGAGCAGAGGAGGAUGUGUCAGCAGUGGUUGUCUGAGUGGACUGAUGUCUGAACUCUCCUUCUCCUCUAUUCAUCCUCAUCCCUUCUCCUCUCUUCAUCCUCAUCCCUUCUCCUCUCUUCAUCCUCAUCCCUU
Messenger RNA from Oncorhynchus masou masou (cherry salmon), 1632 nucleotides. It is a transcript of the gene rpusd1, whose product is annotated as RNA pseudouridine synthase domain containing 1. Bases 118 to 1551 code for a protein of 477 amino acids. Lineage: Eukaryota; Metazoa; Chordata; Actinopteri; Salmoniformes; Salmonidae. Gene Ontology annotation, molecular function: pseudouridine synthase activity; RNA binding. The record is from RefSeq and is a predicted model, not a curated record. The transcript has 6 exons. Gene Ontology annotation, biological process: enzyme-directed rRNA pseudouridine synthesis.